This is a messenger RNA of Paramacrobiotus metropolitanus, 1440 nucleotides long. RefSeq lists its product as uncharacterized. The record is from RefSeq and is a predicted model, not a curated record. Gene Ontology annotation, molecular function: protein-folding chaperone binding; adenyl-nucleotide exchange factor activity. The transcript has 2 exons. Gene Ontology annotation, cellular component: cytoplasm; cytosol; nucleus. NCBI's taxonomy places the organism in Eukaryota, Metazoa, Tardigrada, Eutardigrada, Parachela, Macrobiotidae. Gene Ontology annotation, biological process: protein stabilization. The coding region runs from base 118 to 999 and encodes 293 amino acids.
CUUUCAGCAGGUUUUGCAGUCUUUCUGCUGUACUUUUCGGAUUGUUAAUUGCGAAUGCGCUUCAUGUUUUUCGCUGAAUGAGUGGAUAACUUGUAACGUGGUAAUUUUCUGUGGACUAUGUCAUCAUCCGCUGGGGAAUCCUUUGAGAAAUUCGUAACAGAGACCGCCAGCAGCGUGGGGGAUUUCAUCAACCAGACGGGCGAUCGCGUGGCGGAUCUGUUGAAGGAUGCGGUGGGGAUGAAGCGGCCGAGCAGCAGUGAAGCACACGAGAUGGGCAGCAGUAAAUCCAAGCCGUCCCCCGCCACCACCACCGCCCCCCUCAUUUCCCCCUUCAACGUGGCGUACGGCGUCAACCCGGGCGGGAAGACGGUGCUGUACCCCGUGGAUGUUUCCAAGGCAUUCCCCGAGCACGAUGCCAUGGCACUGACCGUACACGACCUUCAGCUGCAUCUACAGUCCUUGACACAGGUGCCCGUGGCGCGCCAGAGUCUCAUUUACAAGGGCGCCCAUCUGCAGGCUGCGCAGCGUCUGGCGGAUCUGCAACUGCGCCACGGCGCCAAACUCAUGAUGCUCGGCCAGGCCGAGGUCCCCCGCGAUCCCGACGAGGAGUUCAAGAAGCGUCUGUCGGCGCUGGAAGACGAGAUCUCGGCGGUGAGCAUGGAGCUGCUGGAGAUGGAGAUGUUCCUGGACAGUAUUCCGCGCACCGAGAAACCGGCCUUCAAGACGGCCCACACGCGGCUCCUGCACCUCAACGAGGCCCUCAUGAAGACCGUCAUGAAGAUCGACGCCGUGGAGAUCCCGGCGGAGCGGACGGAGGCGCGCGCCCUGCGCAAAAGUCUCGUGCAGCGCGUCCACGUUGAGAUGGCGCGCGUCGACCGCGCCAUCGAGCGCUGCGCCAAUUUCCUCAACGUCCGCUCGCGCAGCACCUCCCGCUCGCGCUCCACCUCGCCGUCCGACCGCAAAAACCAGCCGGACGCCUCCAAAACCGGCGGAUCAUGAUGGGGGACUGCCAUUAAUUUUUCCGUUGGAUUGGAGACGGUUUCCCGAUUUUUCCUGUUUUAUUUGGGAGUUGGUUCGAGAAAAUUGUUUAAUUUAUGUGUGUGGAUGGAGAUUUGCGAGGUUGCGGAAUUUAAGACGUUUUUAGCAGGAGUUUCUCUAUUUUUAAUUUUAAUCAGCCUUUUUCUUGUUGCUGAAAUGUAGGCGAUUUGUCACUUGCGGCGGUGUUAUUUCGCAGUAAAAUUGAUGGACGAAAUUAUCCCCAGACCGACGUUGUUUGGUUAUUUAAUGAAUUUGUUUUAUUAUUCAGCUGACUGAAUAUUUAUCGAAUUUCUUAAUAUUUAUUCAUCAGUUUUGUUGAUUAUUUAUUGGCCUUUUGCUUCUGCUGUCCGUUUAUCGCAUGCAAAGUGCCCAAUAAAUAAGUAAGUAAAAAACCAGCGGAUC